AUGCCGCUGUCCUCCUUGAUUACAGACUCAUUUACUAAUGAUGAGUCUCAUUUCAGCGACAGAAUAUUCACAAAUACCAGUGCGAAACAGUUUAAUCUAANCAAGCGUUUUAAACAGAAAUGCGAACUCAUGUUUGAUGGGCCAUUGAAGGGCAAAACUAAAGAGCAAAGGAUUAACUACCUACUGUUAUGGUCAGGAGACUAUGGACUAGAUCUAUACAACACUUGGACAUUGGACGAGGAAGAGCACAAGGACAUAAAUGGAUAUUGGAAGAGAUUUGAGGAUCAUGUUAAGCAAACCAUAUCUUGAAGAUUUAAUUUACGUAAUGUGAGACAAAACGGCAGACCGCUAGACGUCUUUCUGACAGAAGCACAACUCAUCGUACAAAGUUGUGGAUUUCCCGUCGAACUACGAGAUGAAAUGCUGAGAGACACUCUAGUUUUUGGCACUGGCUAUGAGACUGUUAGAAAGAAAUGCAUUGCAGAGGGAAAUUCAUUGAUGUUCCAGAGAGCGAGGGAAAUCGCACGAACCGAAGAAGCAACACGUGAACAACUUGUCGCGAUGAGCAACGCAAGCCAUGAAGUAAAUGCUCUAAAGGGUCCACAGCAACAAACGCAAAAUCAACGCAAGUAUGAAUAA
Molecule: messenger RNA, 639 nt
Organism: Actinia tenebrosa (Australian red waratah sea anemone)
Lineage: Eukaryota; Metazoa; Cnidaria; Anthozoa; Actiniaria; Actiniidae
Source: RefSeq, a predicted model, not a curated record